Lolium rigidum is the source of this 1473-nucleotide messenger RNA. RefSeq names its product protein AATF-like. Gene Ontology annotation, cellular component: nucleus; nucleolus. NCBI's taxonomy places the organism in Eukaryota, Viridiplantae, Streptophyta, Magnoliopsida, Poales, Poaceae. The record is from RefSeq and is a predicted model, not a curated record. Bases 54 to 1235 code for a protein of 393 amino acids. The transcript is spliced from 12 exons.
GCCGCCUCUCGCUCCUCUCCUCUAGCCGCCGACGACCCACCAACGAGGAGGAGAUGCCGCCACUCGCAUCCAAGCGCCGCAAGGCAUCACCUUCCCCGCCGCCCUCCGACGCUUCUUCCGACUCUGGAAGCGACUCCGACCUCCAUCUCCACGACCACUCCGACCCCGAGGAGGACGGCAGCUUCUUCUCCGCAAGGAGCGCCGCCGGUGACGACGAAGAAGGCGAGCAAGAUUCCGACGACGGCGAGCAGGAGGAAGAUGACGACGACGAGGAAUCUGAUGACGGUGAGAUGGGGGAGCUCGAGCAGGAGUAUCAAGCCCUCCAGGCCAAUCAACAAAGCAUUCUUCAGACCUUGAAGCAGCACCGAGACGACGACGUCGCGAGAGGCCAGGCCGUCAAGAACCAAAAGGCCCUAUGGGACAAGACCCUAGAGAUGAGAUUCUUGCUGCAAAAGGCGUUUUCCACUUCGAACAAGCUUCCCAAGGAUCCCACCAAGUCAAGAUUCUGUGGUCAUGAUCAGGAGAUAGAGGAAGCAUAUGCUGAGCUGCUGGAUUCAUCUAAACAGACUCUCGGUUGCAUGCUGGAGCUGCAGGAGGCUUUACUGGAGAGGAACCAGGCUGCAAAGGCUCCGAGCGAUAAAUUACCUGAAUCAAAUGGAGAAAAUGACGAGUGGCUGGAAGUACAGAAAGUGCAGACAAGGAUAACCCCUUUCAGAAAUACCGAGAUAGAUAAAUGGCAGAGGAAAACACAGGUCACAACUGGCGCUGCUGCACUGAAAGGAAAGUUGCACGCAUUUAAUCAGAACAUAAGUGACCAAGUUGCUGGUUAUAUGAGAGACCCAAGCAGGAUGAUUAACAGGAUGUAUUUGAGGAAAUAUGAUGUUGGUGUAUUUGGAGAGAGUGCAGCAGAGCCUGCUGUUACCGCGGAGGGGAAGACUGUGGAAGGUGAUCCUGAACUUGUUGAUGAUUCUGAAUUUUACCAUCAACUUCUCAAGGAGUUUCUCGAGUCAUGUGAUGGAGCAUCUGAGUCUGCAUUUUAUGCUCUAAGAAAGAAGCAGCACAAGAAGAGAAAACUUGUUGAUCGCCGGGCUUCAAAGAGCAGAAAGAUAAGGUAUAAUGUCCACGAGAAGCUUGCUAAUUUCAUGGCCCCUGUUCCUAUGACGGUUCCUCCGAUGGCUUCGAAAUUGUUUGAGAGUUUGUUUGGGAUGGGCAACCAGAAGCCAACCACAGUCUGAUUUAAGAGGCUGACUCAAAGUUUCGACAUGAGAGAAGGUUCAGCUGGCUGCUUUUUUCUGCAGUUUUAAAUUGUAAUAUGUAAUGACGAUGCUGGUAGAAAUAGUAAUUCAAAAGUGUUGAAUCGCUUGACCUGAAAAGUGCAUUUCUGUUGCUGCGUAAGCUAGUUGUUGUCCGAUGGUACAGUAUAUGUAAAACUGAAAGUAAUACAAAUACUGUGCCCCAUAUUGUGACCUUGAA